Dromaius novaehollandiae (emu) is the source of this 2295-nucleotide messenger RNA. RefSeq names its product UV excision repair protein RAD23 homolog B-like. The transcript has 11 exons. Gene Ontology annotation, molecular function: damaged DNA binding; proteasome binding; ubiquitin binding. The record is from RefSeq and is a predicted model, not a curated record. Bases 406 to 1557 code for a protein of 383 amino acids. Gene Ontology annotation, cellular component: nucleoplasm; cytosol. Lineage: Eukaryota; Metazoa; Chordata; Aves; Casuariiformes; Dromaiidae. Gene Ontology annotation, biological process: nucleotide-excision repair; proteasome-mediated ubiquitin-dependent protein catabolic process.
UCCCUUUCCCUCUAGUCCCUGAACAGUGCCCAUUGCCUGCUGUUCCUUCCCCCUUGCUUUCAUACGCGGAACCUGUGCGCGCGUCCUUUUUCGCUCUUCCCCUCCUCCCUCCUUUCCGGGGCGGCGAAUGCGACUCCAGGCCUAGGAGUGAGCGGCAGCAAGCAUAGGCCGAGCUUUUGCUACUUAUCUAUCUUUAUUCUUUUUCUUUCUCCUGCUCCUGGGACGCACAGGAGCAGCAAGUGUGAAGAGUGCUCCCCCCACCGCCAUGCAGAUCACGCUGAAAACGCUGCAGCAGCAGACUUUCAAGAUCGACAUUGACCCUGAGGAGACGUGGUUCAGUAACUGAACAAAGAAUGUUCUCCAGUAAAUUUGAGGCUUGGCUUGGAAUCAUAAUGACAGUAGGGAAUGCAGGUGAAGGCAUUGAAAGAGAAGAUUGAAUCAGAAAAGGGGAAAGAUGCUUUUCCAGCAGCUGGCCAAAAACUAAUUUAUGCAGGUAAAAUUCUUAAUGAUGAUACUCCUCUUAAGGAAUAUAAAAUAGAUGAGAAGAACUUUGUGGUGGUUAUGGUGACAAAACCCAAACCAGCAGCUGCACCAACACAAUCGCUGGCAACAACUCAGCAGUCAAAUGCUAUCACCACUGUUAGCUCUACAGUGACAGUGACAGCAACAGCAACAGCUCCAGCUCCCGCACCAGUCCCUGCUCCAGCUCCUGUCUCUACCACUCCAACACCAGCUGCAGCUGCUUGUGAACCUAUACCUGUAAGUGCUCCUAAAGAAGAGAAACCAUCUGAGACACCAGCUGUUCUCAGUCCAUCAUCAACUGGCAGUACAACAGGUGAUACCUCUCGAUCAAAUCUUUUUGAAGAUGCUACAAGUGCACUUGUGACAGGUCAGUCCUAUGAAAAUAUGGUGAGUGAGAUCAUGUCAAUGGGUUAUGAACGGGAGCAAGUAAUUGCAGCACUGAGAGCCAGCUUCAACAAUCCUGACAGAGCAGUGGAAUACCUCUUAAUGGGUAUCCCUGGAGAUAAUCAGGCUUUAGCUGAUCCCCCUCACACAGCUAGCACUGUUGUUUCUCAGUCUUCAGCAGUGGCGGCAGCAGCAGCAUCUACAACAAUGACUACUAGUUCUUCAGGAGGACAUCCACUUGAAUUUUUACAAAAUCAGCCUCAGUUUCAGCAGAUGAGACAAAUUAUUCAGCAAAAUCCUUCUUUGUUGCCAGCAUUGUUACAACAGAUAGGACGGGAAAACCCUCAACUAUUGCAGCAAAUCAGCCAACACCAGGAGCAUUUUAUUCACAUGUUGAAUGAGCCAGUUCAAGAGUCUAGUCAAGGUGGAGGAGGAGGUGGCAGCGGCGGCAGUGGUACUGAAGGAGUAGCAGAAGCUGGAAGUGGUCACAUGAACUACAUUCAAGUAACACCUCAGGAAAAAGAAGCUAUAGAAAGGCUAAAGGCAUUAGGGUUUCCCGAAGGACUUGUGAUACAAGCAUAUUUUGCUUGUGAGAAGAAUGAAAACUUGGCUGCCAACUUUCUUCUACAACAGAACUUUGAUGAAGAUUGAAAAGGAGAGACUUUAAUCUCAUACUUCAUGCCAGUACACUACAAUAACAUUCGCUGGAUUGUCUGAGAUAUUUGGGCUCCUAUUCACAGUAUUUGGUGUGUGUGUGUGUGUGGGGAGGGGGGGUAUAGGAAAUGGAGCAAGGAAAAAUAAAAGCAUGUCUGCUUUAAAUUGGCAAGUGUGGAAAAUCGCACAGUUUUAAAAUAACAUACAAUCAAAAAUCAGCUUCUGUAGAUGCUUAGUUCCUUCUGUGAACUGUAGGUUAACUGUUUUCUAGGUUUUCACUCUAACUGUACUAGUUUCAGAAAAUUAGUUUAAUGCCCUGCUUCAUGGUUGGUUGUGGGUUUUUUGGGAGAGGGGUGUGGGAGGGUUAUUGGAGUCUACAGUCUGUAUUUCAUGGCAACACUGGAUAAUGGCUUUGUGAAAUUUAAAAGAUCUGAGCAAGUGUAAAUGCCAAAACAUAGGUGGUAAUUUUGCUGCUUCAGAUAUAUUAAAUUACUGCAAGAAGCCCAUUAUUUCAUGUUUAAUACUGAGUUAAACUGAAUUCCUUCAAAUGAAAAUCCAUUCCUGUUAAAAAUUUCUUGAUCAGUAAGUGAGACCUCCUUCUAGCAUGAUUUGAGAAGCUGUAUGCAUACAGGCAAGCUUAUUUUCUUCUUUACAUCUCUUAUUUUGGGGAAAAAAUGAUAGCUAUCUAUUGUUUACUUCAAUGUUAUUUUGCAGUAAAGAUUUUUCUAAAAACAA